AUUUAUAUCUACCGGCAUAAUGUUAUAAUUUAAUAAGUGAUUACUGUUUUUUUCAUCACUUUCUUCAGCUUCCAAUCAAUCAAUUUAACAAAAAAACAAAAGCCGACAUUAUUCUAUACAUGUUAAAGAAAAAAUGCUAAUUGACGACGUUGAUACGGCUAAACUAAGACGUACAUUAGAUCCUGAAAUUACCCAUGGAAUUUGGUCGGCAAUAAUUCAACUUUCACUUAAACAACAUGAUAAUGGCAGCGAUGGUAUUGGAUGUGAUUACGAUCAAGUAUUGGUUGAACAAAAAUGUUUGGUUGAAUAUCUGGUGGAACAUUUUUCUCAGUUAGAGAAUUCUGAAAAUGUUUCAAAGUCAAUCGAAAAAGCUAUUGAUGAAGGUUUGAUUCGAAAACAACGAAAUAAAUCUGCUGAAGAUGGUCAAUUGAUGGUGAUGAACGGCAAUGUGAAUGAUAGUGAGGAUCAUAAUGUUGAAAACAACGAAAUCGAAUGUUUGAUUGGUUUGCCUCAUGAAACGGUAAAAUUUCCAUCACAUGAUUGGUAUUGUUUUGAAUGUCAUCGUAUAAAUUGCAAAAGUAAAACCAAUGAUGAUGAAAGUAAUGAAACUUGUUCGUCAUCUCUAAUACUAAUUAAAUGUCAACAUUGUUGGCGUGUUUAUCACCGAAAAUGUGUUCAACAAGCAGUAGAAUUUAUUGAUCAAAUAAUUCCUGAAAAUGAUCGCAUAAAUUCUAGUAAUUCUUCGAGUGAAACAUUUACCUGUCCUGUUUGUUUAUUAAUUCAAAAAUAUUCAUCUUUUUCAGUUGGAUCUCGUCAUUUUGAUCAAAAAGAAUUCAAUCAAAUUUUGAGCUAUACUUACACUCGAUUCAAAGCAAAAGCAUCUCAUCAAAUAUCACAUUCCUUACUAAAUAUGAAACAAUUAUUGUAUAAUACAACUUCUAUGUCAUCAUUAAUAUCAUCAAAAAUAAUAUCUUCUUUGCCAUCAUCGUCCACAUCUUCAUCAGUUUCAAGUCAAGAAAUGAAUGGUGAAUCAUCAUCAGAAACGAACAAGUACAAAAAAUCAAUUAUUAGUCCUAAAGAUUUAUUAAAUCAAUUGGCAAUGAAUUAUCUUUCAUACAAACCUGUCGAACUUGUUGAUAUUGAAAAAUAUUUACAAGAUUGUCAAUAUAAAACUAUUGGAGAGUUUUUGGGUGAUUGUCUUACUGUCCGUCACAUGUUAGAAGUGGUUGUUUGUUCACAAUCCGAACAAUCACCAACCGUACAACGAAGAAUACGUGAUGCAUUAUCACGUAUGCUUGAAGCUACUAGAUAUGAAUUAAAAGAAAUGAUUGGUUGUGUUGAUUGUUAUCGUAAUUCAAAUCGUCAAAACAAUAAGUUAUGGUUUUGUUGGCCUUGUGAUCCGCCACAUAUGUUGGUUUUUGCUAAGCAAAAAGGCUAUCCUUAUUGGCCAGCCAAAGUUAUUUAUCCACGUAACAGUGAUGAAAUUGCUGGUUGUAACCAAUUGGAUGUAAGAUUUUUUGGUUCGAAUCAUGAACGUUCAUUGAUUGACAAAGCAAAUAUCAAAGAUAUUAAUUCAUCAUUGUCCGAAUUAAACAUACUGAAACCAAUGCCAUCGCUAGAUAAAGCUCUACAAGAAUUACGCGCAUAUAGGGAAUUAUUGGAAUCAACGGAUGAAUUGAAAAAUGAAACACAUUCAUCGCUUUUGAAAAUUAGUGGUAAAAAAGAUGAAAUUCAUUGUGCAAAAAAUAAUUCCGACAACAAGUGCAAUUUAAAAAAUGGAGAUGAAUCAAUUCGACGAACAAAACGAAAAGUGAAAUCGAAAUUUUUUCGGCAAGCAAUUAAUGAAAAUGAUGAUGAGGGUUGUUCCGAAGAUCUGAUGACUGAAGAAAGCAACAGUGUGAUUGAAGAAAAUAACAUCGAUGAAGAUGGUGAACAGACUGAACACGAUCCUAAUUCUCAGUCAAAUGAUUCGAAAAUAAAAUCCGAAGAUAAUGCUACUGAUGUUGAUGAUUCUACUGAUGAUAGUGAAGCUGAAGAUUCUACUGAAACAAAUGAGAAAAAUAUUUCAAUAGAACAACCAAAGAAAAGAGCUUGUGGCAGACCUAGAAAAUUUUCAUCAUCAUCAAGCUUAAUAACGACACAAUCGAUAGGAAAAAAACGAAUGAAAUCACCAAGAGAGAAAACAUCACUUUCAACAAAAAAUCGAAUCCGUAAGAAAAAAAUAAUAUACUCGCCAAACUAUAAUUCUCGUCCGUCCGACAAUAAUAGCAUCGAUAGUUUAUCAACAAAUACUAGUCUAGAAACAUCAUCAAAACGUGGCCGCAAACCUAAACUAUUUCAUUCACCUGUUGUUAAUCAUCAAAUUCUGUCUUCCUCAAAAUCAUCUGAAAAAAUAAAACAAACACAACGUUUAUCACCUAAAAAAUGGACACAGAAAUCAAUAUCGACAGUCAAACGAAAUAAAAAUGAACUUCGUUGCUUAACAUCUACCUCAUCAUCAUUAAAUAAAAAAGCAAAAUUGCCGCCAUCAUCUCCAUCUAAUUCUAAUAAUUAUUCACCUAAAUAUUCGAAAAAACUACGAGAAAUUGAACGUGAACGACAGUUGAUUAAAGCGCGUAGAAAAUUGUUAAUGAAUGAAGUGACAACACCUAAGCAUGUACCACCGGUAGUUGCGACCAAAUCAAUUCCACCCAAUUCGAUUUUAUCAUCAACAUUAUCUAAGCCAUCACCAUCAAUUCUAAAUAAGGUUCUAAAAGCCAAUUGCAAUAAAUCUAUGGAAUCAAAUACUUUGGUUUCUCUUUUAUCACAAAAUUCAAUUCCUAAAAUUAUUAAUAAUUGUGGACAAUAUUACAAUAAUAAUGCUGAGUCUUAUCAAUCUACGCAUGAAUAUGUUACAAUCUCGAAUGAUUAUUUGAUAAAAUCAGAAAAGACUGAUAACAAUAAUAAAAAUGACUUGAUUCAAAAUUCGACUGAUUUUGCAACAAACUCUCAGAAAGUAUCGAAUCCACCAAGUAGUUUUCUUAAACCUUUAAACAGUGAAGGUGAAACUGAUGAAGAUCGUAUCACAGAUAAUGAUUGUGGUAAUGAACAAAAUACUUCACAAAUAGAUGAAACAUCCAAAAAUGAAGAAGUACAUAAUAAUAAUGAUCAAAACAAUGUUAUUAAACAAAAUAAUUCUACUGUGAUGGAUGACGAUGACGAUGAAGAACCAUAUCUUUAUGAUGACGAACAAUUGGAAGAUCAUAUAAAUUAUUAUCUUGAGUAUGAAAAAGCAAAAAAAGAUGAACAGCAACGACUGAAUUUGAGUCAUCAUCAUCAUCAACAACAAAUUUUGUCUGAUCAGUAUCAUCAAUAUUAUCCAAUAAAUCAUUUACAACCAAGAAUGAUGAUGCCGAAUAAUUUGAUGGUAGAUCGAUCUAAAUUUGCUGAAAAUUUUCCACACAAAACCAAUGGAUUUGUAAAUGAAUCACCAUUUUCAGAACCACCAAAAAAAUAUAUUGAUUAUUCGCCAGCACAAAUUUAUGUACCAACAAAAAAGAAUCAAAAUCUUGUCAAUUCAUAUCUUUUUCAUGUAGAAACGAACAAUCAAAAAAUACCUCAUUAUCGUGGCGAUUAUCUAGCACAAUACAUAUUGCAAAAAGAUGAAUUUGAACCGGAAGAUAUUCAGAUAAGUCCACGAAAACGUGGUAGGCCAUCAAAAAAUGUUGAACCAUCAUCGUUUGAACAUUCACAAAAAGCACGUUGUUUGUUGGAAAAAAGUUAUCUUCAAGAUAGUGCCUGUAAUCGUGCUUGUUUGACGAAUAGUGUUAAAGCAUUUAAAAAAUUUAGAGAAUUUCUUGAAGCACAAAGCAAAAAUGAAAUUUCAAAGCUCAAACGAGAACUUGAAGAAUCUAAACAACAAGUAUAUCGUUUGACAAAUAAAACAACAGAAUUAGAAAUGAUUGUUAAAAAUGAGCGUGAUCUCAAUAAACGAUAUAAUCCAGCGGUCAUCAAACAAAUGGAAGAACGUUAUAAACGAGAAAUUUCCCAAGUAAAACGAAAACAAUGGUGUGCAUUGUGUGAAGCAGAAGCAAAUUAUUUCUGUUGUUUCAAAACAAAUUAUUGUUCACCAGAAUGUCAACUAAAACAUUGGAAAGCUGGUCAUCAAUCGGAAUGUACAAGAAAUAAGAAUAAUGGCAAAAUAAACAAUGAUAAAGCAAUCAAAAUUGAAUAAUGGCUAUUUACCUUAAU
Messenger RNA from Dermatophagoides pteronyssinus (European house dust mite), 4230 nucleotides. RefSeq lists its product as uncharacterized. Gene Ontology annotation, molecular function: transcription corepressor activity; DNA binding. Gene Ontology annotation, cellular component: nucleus. The record is from RefSeq and is a predicted model, not a curated record. Gene Ontology annotation, biological process: regulation of transcription elongation by RNA polymerase II; regulation of signal transduction. NCBI's taxonomy places the organism in Eukaryota, Metazoa, Arthropoda, Arachnida, Sarcoptiformes, Pyroglyphidae.